Molecule: messenger RNA, 328 nt
Organism: Aureococcus anophagefferens
Lineage: Eukaryota; Pelagophyceae; Pelagomonadales; Pelagomonadaceae
Product: expressed protein
Exons: 1
Source: RefSeq, a predicted model, not a curated record
AUGGCCGAGACCAAGCAGGCGUCCCUGCAGCAGACCUACGCGCGGCACAUGGCGCGGCGGCGGUCGCAGCCCGGCGGCGCGGACGCCGCGUCGGAGCGGGGCUACGACCCCCUCGACAGCGCCUUCCGCGAGGCGCGCCUCGAGGGCCGGCGCGCGGCGCGCGACCACGAGCGCGGCGAGACGACGCCGCGGCGCAAGGAGAAGGCGCGUUCGAAGCUCCGGGAGAUUUUGAAGGAGCACCUCGUCGUCAUGCACGGGCACGGCCUCGUCUUCGAGCACACGUUCCGGGCCGGGCCCCUCGGCUUCGGCGUCGCGGGGAGUGGCGCCC